AUGACUAACAAUGCAUUCAAAUUGGAAAUGUUACCCAAUGAAUUAUUACUUGAAAUUUUUGGUUAUUUCGAACUUCGCGAUUUAUAUUACGGUUUUUCGGAUCUCAAUAUCCGAUUCAAUAAAUUGCUUCGAUCAUUGAAAAACUUUUCUAUUAUUUUUGAGCACAAUGAUCAAUUAACAAUAUCAUUAUUUGCUCGUCAAAUUAUUCGAGUAGUAGUUAUGCCUUGGACUGAUAUUGAUCUCAAGCGAUUUCCAAAUUUAUGUUCGUUGACGCUAAAGCAAGCGACCGAUGCUCAAAUAAGACAGAUUCGAUAUGAAUAUCUAUCUAAUCUUAAAUAUCUUACGAUUGCAUCAAAAUUUAUUUCUUCAUUAUUGAUUCAACUUGUUAAUGAUAUUUUUUCUAACAAAUUUCCUUCACUUCAUCAUGUUUGUUUUCGUCGCUUCAUUGAACCGUCCAUUUGUUUUUGGUCUCUUGUACCAAAUCUCAGAAGUGUAUGCAUUAUUUAUUGUGAAAUAGCCAUUAUUUCACUCAUUCUUGCAUCAUGUCCUCAUUUGUUAUAUCUGCAAAUAGAACUAUUGCCGAAUAAUGGUUCUAUACAUUUUUCUGCAGCUUCUCUUGAUAAUCAUCCACUUAAAACAUUGAUUUUGCUCGACUCUUACGCGACGCCUAUAUCUGCUCAUAUAGAUCAACUUCUUUCUUAUAUGCCAAACAUUGAACAGUUAGAUUUCGAAUUCGACUGUAGAAUACCAUUAGUUAAUUUAAUGUCUAAUAUUGCAAAUCGUUUGACUCGUCUUCGUCAAUUUUAUUGUCAAAUUACUGUAUCAUCAAUCGAUGGUCUCGAUAGAAUUCGUCAAAUUCAUCCAUGUUUCAAUAGUAUCCAAUGGAAACAAGAUGUCAACAACUCUUUAAUAAUCAAAUUGUGA
Messenger RNA from Rotaria sp. Silwood1, 924 nucleotides. The record is from the annotation of a GenBank genome assembly. Lineage: Eukaryota; Metazoa; Rotifera; Eurotatoria; Philodinida; Philodinidae.